AUGUGGCUCAGCCUCCGCACCUCCAACCCGACCCUCUCCGUCGAGAGCUUCUACGCCGCCGCCCUCAACGCCUCCGACGCCGCCGCCCGGGGCAACCGCACCGUGUUCCUCGACGUCAAGCUCGCCAACAGCAUGAAGGACAAGGGCGUCCACUACGCCAACACCACUUUAACCCUAUCAUUCUACCGCCGCCGCCGCAACUCUUCUUCUUCCUCCUCCGAUGAUGGUUUGAUCGCCGUCGGCGACUACGCGUGGCCGGGGUUCCACCAGGGCCACAAGAAGAGCACGCGCCGCCGCGCCCUGGUGGGCGCGGCGGGGGUGCCGUGGGCCGAGGCCCGGGACGCGGUCGCGGGCGGGGAGGGGGUGGGGUUUCGGGUGAGGGUGGCGACGAGGGUCAAGUUCAAGAUUAUGUUUUGGUAUACUAAGAGGCAUAGGCUGGAGGUUGCCGGAGAUGUUCAAGUCGACGCCACCGGUGGGAAGGUAGGCAAGAAGGGUGUGAAGCUUAAGUCAGCGGCGGGGCUGGGUGGCGGUGGUGCCCGUGGUUGUUUUUGUUCAAGAUUUGUGGAAUGUGGUUUGUGA
This is a messenger RNA of Salvia splendens (bonfire salvia), 579 nucleotides long. Its product is annotated as protein NDR1. Gene Ontology annotation, cellular component: plasmodesma; plasma membrane. The record is from RefSeq and is a predicted model, not a curated record. Gene Ontology annotation, biological process: defense response to other organism. The coding region runs from base 1 to 579 and encodes 192 amino acids. The transcript has 2 exons. NCBI's taxonomy places the organism in Eukaryota, Viridiplantae, Streptophyta, Magnoliopsida, Lamiales, Lamiaceae.